This is a messenger RNA of Heterobilharzia americana, 1056 nucleotides long. The record is from the annotation of a GenBank genome assembly. NCBI's taxonomy places the organism in Eukaryota, Metazoa, Platyhelminthes, Trematoda, Strigeidida, Schistosomatidae.
GAAACCAGAAAGACAACUGUGACUAUUCGGAACAUAGAACGUAUUCCAAUAAGACGGACGCAGAAUUUAAGGAAACUUUGUUCACUAAUUCUACAACACAAAGGUUGAAGUUUGAAGCGACUUUGGCGGUUGAUUUAGUUGUUUGUUAAGAGUUUAUUUUUGGGUAGCAAAAAUGGCAUGUACAAAGACAAAACGACGAGCGCGUAACCGUACACAGCGUUUCACUUCAAAUGUGUUUUCUAUGUUUAAUGAAGCUCAAAUUAGUGAGUUCAAGGAAGCGUUUCUGAUGAUUGAUUCAACCAAAGAUGGAGUUAUCGAUAAGCAUGAUUUAGAGGAUAUUUUUGUUUCUUUGGGAAAGUCACCAAGCGAAGACUACUUGAAUGAUAUGCUUUCACAGGCACCAGGUCAAAUCAACUUCACAAUGUUCUUAACAUUAUUUGGUGAAAAGAUGAUGGGAUGUGAUCCGGAGGAGACUAUUUUAAAUGCCUUCGCCUGUUUCGAUCCCGAUAGGACAGGAGUGAUUAGUGAGAAACGCCUACGUGAAUUAAUGACUACUAUGGGAGAUAGAUGGUCAAAUGAAAAGGUCGACGAAUUAUUUCACGGUGCACCGAUUCAAGAUGGGAAUUUCGACUACAAAGAAUUUACACGGAUGAUUAUGCAUGGUCAAGAGGAAGAAGAAGGUCAAGCCAAUGAGGCAUAAGUGAUCAUUACCAUUGUUACAGUAGGAAAGAAGAUCGAACUUUUUUUAUGAUAUAACAUUUUAAAAGUUUUACACAUACUUGCUUACUUAUCUCUUUCUUCUUUUUAUUAUUAUCACAUUCCAAUUUUAUUCCUUGCUUCCUUUUGCCUUACACAUAAUGCAUAUAUAUGCUUUUAAUCGCUUCGUUGAUGAAUUUUAUCUCCUUUGUUGUUGAAAAACAUUUUAUAUGUAUUUUACAAAAACAGGUUGGACCACUUGUGUUUGUCUUUCGUGUUUAGUUUCCAAUGGUAAAUGGAUAUUUUAAUAGUUGGGACUUCUAUAAUCUGAUUGUAUAAUCUAUGGAGAAAUUUUGAUAA